Messenger RNA from Triticum turgidum subsp. durum (durum wheat), 447 nucleotides. NCBI's taxonomy places the organism in Eukaryota, Viridiplantae, Streptophyta, Magnoliopsida, Poales, Poaceae. The record is from the annotation of a GenBank genome assembly.
AUGGCGCUGCGCUCUCUUGUUAGAAAGAUGCCGGCCCUGGGUCUCAGGCCGCCGCCGACGGCCAACCUUAUGGGUCCCGUCCGGGCGCUGUCGCCGGCGGCGGGUUCUCGGCUCAUGUCCCAUGGGGCUCCGGCAAUCGAUCGCUUGUGCGCGGAGAUCUAUUCUGAAGACGAGAUGGCUAGGGUUCGGGAGGAAAUAAAUCGCCUGCGCGCGGAGACUGACCAGAACCGCAUAGAGUUAAAAAAGCAGGACGCUGAGGGGUUGAAGAUGAUUGAGAUGACCCAACAAGUCAUGGACGCAGCUGAAGCUUCUUAUAAUGAAGCCGCCAGGCAUAAUACUGAAGCCAUUAAAAGCAUAAUGGAAGAUUUUCGGAAAAUAGACAAGGCAUGUGACGUUGUUCUCAUUAGCUGUCCGCUGCUGAUUAUCCUUAUGGCCAUGGCUAUGUAG